GUACCGUGGCAGCACAAGAAGUCAACUUUAAUCAAUCCUAUUUGGGGGAUUGCUUCCCUCCCCAACAACUCGGAGGAAGCCAUCUUUCCCCAUCUGCUUGAAGCAGGUUCUUUAGAAACCCGUGAAUGUCGUAGCUUCUGGUUUACUUUUCAUUUUCCAACAAAGAUACAACACCUUUUUUCGCUUUACCCUUUCCACGAUAACAAACUCAAGUUUUCUCCUUUUGCUGCUCGACCUUUCAUAUCGAGAACCCCUUUGUCAACCCCUGAGCCAUACGAGAUCUUGUUGAACAAAUACGAGAAGCUGAGCCUUUCACUCCUUCUCGUCUUACUUCUUUGAUUUGAAACAGCCCGAGUGCUUUACUAUUUACUAUUACUGGUACUAUUAUAAAACAACCUCCGCUUCUUUUGAAAUUGAUUCUACGAUGCAGGACAGCACUUCCACACUUCCUUCCGCGGGAACUUCUGUUGUAGUUGGCGACGGUGUUGUUCCUGGUAUUAGCAGUGUUUCCCCUUCGUCUGUGAUAAAUGGGCCUGCGGUAUCCUGCAUGAGCAUCAGCAACUCUUUUUUUGAGCAAGCGGCUCAUCAGAAUGCCGAUGGCGUAGUCUCUCUCCAACAAGGAGACUGCGGGAGAGCCUUCCACUCCUUUGUGGCAACGCUUACCACACUGAGUCACUUUCGGCAUUACCACACGUUGCACUCCUCCUCCUCCUCGUCUCUAGAUCCUCCAACGCAAUGCGCCCCUACUCCUGCGCCCAAACCAAAGAACUGCAAGGCAAUCCCUGUUCCGUACUUGGAAGACAGUGGCUUUUACAUUUACAAUCAUGCGGUGAUCUUCUCUCGCAGACCUCGUAUCGGUGGAGACGGUACUGGUAACCGCAACGGCAAUGACAAUGACAAGUGCGCUUCGCAGUUGUUGGAUACCAUUUCCUGGAUGGAAGCCGUCACUCAGUUCAACCUUGGUCUGGCGUACCAUCAGCGCGGAAAGCACUGCGGUGAAGAUCGAACGCUCCAAGGUGCCCUCCAGCUCUACGAACAAGCACAGGCCACACUACGAGGGAUCUCCUCCACUAACUGCGAAGAAACCAAGAUCUUGCAGUUGGCCGUCAUGAACAACCGGAUCCAUAUUCUCAACGAACUCGCGCGAUACCAGGAAGCACAAGAACUGGUCAACGAUCUCCUCCUGCAGGCGGUGGCUGCUCUUCAGUUCGAUGUCUUGUCCUUCUUGACCAAGACGGAUAUCGAUCACUUCCUCUUGAACGCUUUGGUGAUUAGGAGGUUCAACACAGCACCGUGUGCAUGAGCCCUCCUCCAGGAUCCUCGUCACGUGAUUGAAUCAUGCGACGAACGUCCAUCCUUCUCCCUCUCGAACUCUCUCCUCUACACUCCUCUGAUACAUACAUCAUUUGGCAGCCACAAUGUUUUGCACUCUGUACGAAUAGCACCUGACACACCACCACCACAUCUCUCUUUAGAUGUCCCUCUCAACUUAAAGAGUGGGAUGAAACAUCACCUCACACUCAUUCCAAUAGAGUUUCCCCAACUAGUUUUACUUGGUAGGAGUUAAAUUAACAACAAUAUCUAGUAACG
Messenger RNA from Seminavis robusta, 1590 nucleotides. The record is from the annotation of a GenBank genome assembly. Lineage: Eukaryota; Bacillariophyta; Bacillariophyceae; Naviculales; Naviculaceae.